This is a messenger RNA of Setaria italica (foxtail millet), 2303 nucleotides long. RefSeq lists its product as uncharacterized. Gene Ontology annotation, cellular component: endoplasmic reticulum; membrane. Gene Ontology annotation, molecular function: glucosaminyl-phosphatidylinositol O-acyltransferase activity. Lineage: Eukaryota; Viridiplantae; Streptophyta; Magnoliopsida; Poales; Poaceae. The record is from RefSeq and is a predicted model, not a curated record. Gene Ontology annotation, biological process: protein localization to plasma membrane; GPI anchor biosynthetic process. The transcript has 16 exons. The coding region runs from base 158 to 1555 and encodes 465 amino acids.
GGGCCACGCCCUGUGCGAAUUAGAGAUUUUUCACUUCGCCCUCCUCCGCCGCAGACCGCUGCUGCUGCCCGCCGUCGGCCAUCUCUGACGCCUUCCCAGCGGUUCUCCUCGCCUUUGCCGCCUCCGUCCCCGCGCCCCUCGAGUCUCGACGCCGGCGAUGGAGAGCCGCCUCCUCGACAAGUCCCUGAACCCGAACAAGCUCCUCAAGGAGCAAUUCGUGAGCAACCUGACGGGGUCCUCCUUGACGGAGAUCGCGGCUCUCUCCACCAUCGUGCCGGCAUUGGUGGUUCUGAGGAAGUGGAGCAGCGGAGAUAAUACUAGGAGGGAUGCAGCGAAGAAAAAUGGUGAUAGAGUUCUUCCUGUUCGUAAAGAUUGGAUGCAGUACUUCUGUACACUGGUUGUAGAUUAUCUCACUGUUGUAUUGCCAGUUCUUUUGGUUUUCACAGUCUUAGAUGAAUGGGCUUAUAUGUGUUCUAUUUCUCUUGUAAUCCUGAUAGCUGUCUACAUCAUGUUUAAAAGGUCUCAGUCUCAUCUUAAAGCUGGACUCAGUCAACUGCCUUCACUAAGGGCAGAUAUAUCUUCUUACCGAGUGUCAGUGGUUCUAGUGACAUGUUUGUGCAUAUUAGCGGUGGACUUCAAAAUCUUUCCAAGACGCUAUGCCAAAGCUGAAACAUAUGGUAGUGGCAUCAUGGAUCUUGGAGUAGGAUCUUUUGUAGUGGCUAACGCACUGGUAUCUAGACAAGCACGAAACAUAACCACAAUGAGUUUCAGGACAGCACUGAGUUCCAUAAGUCCACUAGUAUUUCUUGGCUUUGCUCGCAUUCUCUCCACAUCGGGUGUUGAUUAUCAGGUUCAUGUAGGAGAAUAUGGUGUUCACUGGAACUUCUUUUUCACCCUUGCAGCUGUUUCUAUUCUCACAUCCAUUGUCAGGAUUCAUCCAAAGCAUUGUGGCCUAGUUGGUCUGCUUAUCCUUGCAGGAUACCAGAUUUGGCUAUCUUCUGGAUUGAAUGAGUACCUCAUUUCUGAUAAAAGAAGUGCUGAUUUAAUCAGCCAGAAUAAGGAAGGCAUUUAUAGUAUACUUGGGUAUUGGGGUAUGUUUCUAAUUGGUGUUUCUCUGGGUUACUAUCUGUUUGUUGAUACCAGUUUAAAAGGCAAGAACAGGAACACUCAAGUGGUAAAAGUCUGGGUUCUUGCCGCAUCAUUUUGGAUUUUGGCAAUCAUCCUUGAUAGCUAUAUUGAGAGGGUUUCUCGGCGAAUGUGCAACUUCGCUUAUGUUAUGCUUGUUUUCGGCCAGAAUUUUCAGGUUUUAUCCAUCCUCACAUUAGCAGGGUUUAUUUCAUAUGAAAAGAACUUGGUUCUUGAAGAUGCAUUCAAUCAAAAUAUGCUUGGUUCAUUCCUUCUGGCAAAUAUCCUAACUGGUCUGGUAAAUCUCUCUGUUGACACGCUCUCUGCCUCUUCGCUCACUGCCUUCAUGAUUCUGUCAGUAUACACCUUUACUUUAUGCAUGGUUACUGGCCUUGCCCAUUUUUUCGGUGUUAGAAUGAAAUUCUGGUGAAUUGUAAGCUAGCAUUUGAUAUGCUGUAUGUAUUCAUUAACUUGUCAGCAAGCUAGUAGCUCGCUUGAAAUAAAACUAAAUAUUUUUUAUGAGAAAAUCAAAACCAAAUUGCAGCCUAACUAGUUGAUCGAGUCAUUAACUCUUCCUAUAGUCUAGAUCUGACUUCUUUCGGACUUAUUCACUUCAUGAAACCAUUUCCAAGAGAAGUGUUCAAGUUUCCGUGUGUCCCAUCAGAAACCUCCUAAUUUUCCUUCAUAUCAUGGAGAGCGGGUCUGCUGGUAUUAAUUAAUCCUCCCGUUUACUUUCGAUCUGAAGGUGACACAUCCACCGUAGAUAUGAUGACGAAUUAAAGACAGUCUGUCAAGAGUUUGCUGUUUCAUUAAUUUGGUGCCUCAGUCAGAAUUUGGCUUCAAGUACCAUAAGUUCAUACUGCUGUGGUUAUCACUUGUCAUGGGUAGAGUUGAAACCAGGGUUCAGGAAAGCGGCGCUGUACUUGAAUGUUACUCUCUGGCUUUCUGUGGAUGACAUCUAAAGAAUUUGGGUGUCACUUAUGACUUCUAGAUGGUAUAUUCUCAGAUGGAAACCACUGACUCUUCAUGGAGAGCAGAAAGAGUGCAAGUAUCAUGUGUACUGUACCGAGUAUGGCACGAUGUACAUGGAUAAUGCACAGAGAGCAAUGCAGCCGCAUAUGAUCCUGUAGCUGAUCGGUUCAUGUGGCUGCUGAAAGGAGAAAAUAUCUUUGAUUGAC